UACGAUGCAGAAUCAUCAGGGUGUACAGCUGUGCAAAUCUCUCGACGUCAUCUUCUGACCUCAGCUCACUGUGUUAUACAGAAAACUCGCUAUUGGGAACGUUAUUGCGCACUACAUACUGAAACUAAGCACGAUAUGUAUUGGGGUGUACCAUUGGCACGCUUCAAAAUCUACAUUGGAACGAUAUGUACUCACCCAGAGCUUUGUACGGAACAGACCUUGCGUAAAGCAAAGGACAUUAUUCAUCAUGAAAAAUAUGAUCCUUGUACACGGGAAAACGACAUAGCAGUAAUUGAACUGAAUGAAGAUGUACGAAGAGAAGAAGGUACACCAGUCUGUAUGCCAGAGCCAUACGAGCCGCUGGAUCCAACACUGACGGCAAUUGGUUUCGGAACAGAUCGUGUUACAGCUGCAUCUCCUCAUCCUCCGACGUUAUUCAAUUACCUUCAAGCAGUUGAUCUUUCGUUAAAAGAGGUGUCGUAUGCGAGGAAGAUGAUUCGAACGAAAACUCCCAGAAGAUCUGUUUGUACUAUGACCCAAGAUUUCAUAUUUUCAGGUGUUUGUCCCGAAGGACGAAUAAGUGCAGGUGUUCCCGAAAGACGAACAAGUGCAGGUAUUAUCAAGUAG
Messenger RNA from Haemonchus placei, 627 nucleotides. NCBI's taxonomy places the organism in Eukaryota, Metazoa, Nematoda, Chromadorea, Rhabditida, Trichostrongylidae. The record is from the annotation of a GenBank genome assembly.